Molecule: messenger RNA, 915 nt
Organism: Sturnus vulgaris (Common starling)
Lineage: Eukaryota; Metazoa; Chordata; Aves; Passeriformes; Sturnidae
Gene: MALL
Product: mal, T cell differentiation protein like
Biological process (GO): myelination
Cellular component (GO): membrane
Molecular function (GO): structural constituent of myelin sheath
Source: RefSeq, a predicted model, not a curated record
AGAUGGCCUCGGUGGGUCCCUCUGCAGCCUCCACGCAGCCCGCCCUGCCCUCCGGACCCGCCGUCUUCAAAACCAUCCCCUACGCCUUCAUCCUGCCGGAGAUCGUCUGCGGGACCUGGGUGUGGAUCCUUGUGGCUGCUACCUCGGUCUCCUUGCCGCUGCUGCAGGGAUGGGUGAUGUACGUGUCCCUCACCUCCUGCCUCAUCUCCCUGCUGCUCCUCCUAGUCUACCUCCUUGGCUUCCACAAGAACAGCGAGAACUGGAAAGUGCUGGACAGCUUGUACCACGGUGCCACGGCCAUUCUGUACAUGAGCGCCGCUGUCCUGCAGGCCAACGCCACCAUCAACUCUGAGUUCGGCACCAACGCGCCACUCAACUACCAACUCAACUGUGCUGCCUCGUUCUUUGCCUUCCUCACGACCUUCCUGUACAUCCUCCACGCCUUCAGCAUCUACUACCAGUGAUCCUGGCAGCACCGGAUUCACCUUUGCAGGACAAGGGCUCUCCCAGUGUGAAAGACCCUGCUGUCUUCCCAAGGUGUCCCUGCCCCAGCCCUGUGCCCAGGCCACAGGAACAGCAGGUCCUUUUGCACUUCACCACAGGAGGGAUUUUGCUGGGACAUUUCCUGCCUUGCUUGGGGGCUAUGCAAGGGGAGGGACUGGGCACAGGUCCCAAGCCUCCAACUCUGACAUUCUGCCAAAUAUUGACACCAAGAGAAGGGACUAAAAAAAAACCAACUGUUCCUUCAGCAAACAAUCUCCUUUCUUAUGUAAUUUGCCUUUCUCUGGUUCAGCUCCAUCCCUCCCCAACACAAAUUCAUUACAAUGACACAAGAUUGUGUUCCUUGACUUUCAGAUGGUUUCAUUUGGUAAAUGCUGUAUUUGGAAUAAAGUGUCAACUGACAGCUUGUGACUA